AAUUCCUCGAUAAGUGAAAAUUUAUAAUUUUGAACGAGUAGUCUAGGUCCACUAAUAUUUUCAGAAAAAUGAUCCGCUAAAUAAUUAACUGUAGAAAAGGGAAACCCCACAAAGUUAACUCCAAAAGUAAUCUUUCGAAUUUUGAUACUUCCAAUAAUCUGAAGAGUUUACAGUAGAAAUGGGGGUUCUCAUUGGAAAGACAGAAAUUUUUAUUUUUAUUUUUGACUGGUGCAUUUGUCUUCUUCAAGCUUUUCAAGCAUUAGUUAUAGGUGUUCACAAGUAAAUAGUAAGUAUAUGUACCUAAUCAAUUAUUUAAUAUAUUUUAGUUUUUAAAUUGAUUUUUACUAUUUUAGUUGACACGCCCCAUGAUCUAUGGAAAAAAUUGAAAGUAGGAUAAUGUGCAUUGGUAAAUAUAUUUUUAUAUGGCCUGUUUGAAACCUUACAUACCCGAAAAAAACUGAAAUAACGCCGCAGCUUUUGCAUCGGUAUAUUUAUUAAAUUUAUGAAUUUUACAUUAAUUAUAUACAAUUUGUAUAAACUUUGAUUAUCGGAUAGACAUAGUAAUUCUUUUCUAUCAUUGUCGUUCAUAGUUAUCAAUAAUAAUAACGAUUCAUGUAUGUCUAUUGUCUAGACUACAGCGUAUUAACAGAAAAUACGCGAAAAGCAUGUUUAUUUUAGUAUAUUAUUAAUAGUUUCGUUUUUAAACGUACAGACGCCAAACUGAGGAGGUUUUUUUUAUUAAAGAUUUUAUUGUAAGCAGUGCUGUAAAAAGUGAUAGGGUAUUCAUUCCAAAGGUUCAACUAUAUAUAUAAACCUACGUUGUGUAACAUACAUUAUUAAACAUGGAGCAAAAUACGGAACCAUCAAUGUCGACCCUGUGGUCUCGCUGUAGAAUUGUCGGCUUUAUAAAUGUGAUAUAUUUUGGUUUUCUGCUUAUACUUUUAUUACUGAUCAUGGCGUUUUCGAUAAUUACGGUAUUGCUAGUAAAAUCAUCAGAAUCAGAAGCUGCAAAGGAUAAAACUCAAAUGCCAGAUUUAAUGAAAAAUCAUUUUGUUUUACUUAUGAUAAUAUUAUGUUCAUUGUGUAUCAUAAUGCUAAUUUUCUUUAUAGUAUUCAUACGUGUUAACUAUGGAAUAACAUCUGAAACGCCGCAUGAUAAUGGAGUUAUUACUGGAAGAUGGCUGAUUUACCAUAAAGUUUUAUUUUGCAUUCAUAUUAUUCCCACAAUCAUCUCUAUAGCAGGAGGACUAGGAAUACUUAUCACUGAUGUUAUCAUUCUUAUAAUAAUGGCGAUAGAGAUAUAUGUUGUCAAUGCGUACCACACAAAAGUUACUCAGACCGGCGGUAUCAUAUAGGAAUUGUGCUAUAAAACGUUUAAAUCAUAAAAUUUAGCUCACCGUAGCGACCAUUACAUAAAAUAUUUCCAAAAUCAAAUUCUGGAUAAUCACAGAUUUCCUAUAUAAAAUUUAUAUGAAAAAGAGCCACUACCAAAUAUCUAAAUCAGUACAUUAAACAUUAUAGACAACCAAAACUGAUGACUACAACAAAUGUCUCUAAUAUGUAUUUACUGAUUAACAUAACUCACACGUGUCAUUUUAAUAUUAUUAAUAGGUACCUACCUAUUAAUAAAUGAAUCAUAUUUUAUUAUAAAUUAAUAGUUCUACUGUACCGGAAUAAUUGAAUAAUUAAUUUAGAUUUUAGAACAUUGUGUGUAAGGUAAUCGAUUAUAUACGGGUAACUUCCGAAAUGUGAAAAAAAAAUGAAAACAUUUUAUUCAACUUUGUAUUAAAAUGUCAAUCUUUUUGACCAAUCAAACAUUUUUAUAUCUACAUU
Messenger RNA from Acyrthosiphon pisum (pea aphid), 1833 nucleotides. RefSeq lists its product as uncharacterized. NCBI's taxonomy places the organism in Eukaryota, Metazoa, Arthropoda, Insecta, Hemiptera, Aphididae. The coding region runs from base 843 to 1355 and encodes 170 amino acids. The record is from RefSeq and is a predicted model, not a curated record. The transcript has 5 exons.